AUGAAGCAGAGGAAGGCGGCCAAGAGCGGCUCGGUUCGGACCGGCCCUGGACGCAAACGGAAGGGCCUUAGCGACAUCUCCCCCUCCACCAGUCUGCCGCCUCUUGUGGAAGGACAGCUACGUUGCUUUCUAAAGCUGACCGUUAGCAAAAUCCUAUGGACGGUGGCCAAACCUCCAGCUUCUACUGUGGUGCGAGUGAGGUGGUGGGGAGAAACGUCCGAUGGCACCAUCUUUGUCCCCAGGGGCACUUCUCAGGUCGAACGAAAAGCUUUCAGGACUGCCACCCGCUACCCAAUUCGGUGUGGUCCCAAGCAGUUUACCUCCUACCUGACAGACAUGGGUGCUCUUGUACUGGAAGUCAUGACCAGAACCGACCACCUCCCCAUCGGGCGCGUUCAGAUGUGCGGGCUUUCGCAGCUGUCUCCAAGUCACCCGAUCAGCGGGUUUUUCACCAUUGUGUCCCCGACCUCCGAGAAGAUGGGAGAGCUGCAGGCGUCGCUUGUUCUGGAACCUCUGUCCGAAACCUAUGACAGCAGCAGCUCCAUCCCAAACACGGACGUGAGCUUCAGUGCCGGUUUGCCUGCCCAGGGAGCCAAAGAGCCCACCGAUCCCAGCCGCUUCCUUGCCCCGUCUCAGCUGUACAAACCCCCCGGCGUGAGCGUUGUGGGAAGCGAGUCCGUCAGCAGCAGCAGGACCCCGACGCCCAGGGGGAAGGAUUACUUGUACUUCCCGGAGAACAGUGCGCACAUCAGAGAAGCCUUCGUUCCAGGGCAGGAGGAUCCCUUAAACGUGACCGCUCCAAAGCACCAAGUCUUACUUCCCACCAGCUCUGAUCACGAGGCCCAAGUUAGACGAGGCGGGGGAAGCUCAGAUCCUGUCCGCGUACUUCCUUGGAACAACCCUGCCUCAAAGGACCUCCUUUCAGCCAUCUUGGAUCAAGGCAACAAGCUUCGGAACGCCAUGGUCGCCUCCGCUAUGAAAUCCACUCCCGACGCUGGCUUAGAAUUGUAUGCAACUCAUCCUUCCGUAAAGCGAGACGACCCCCCAGCGGCAGAAAUCUGGGAUGUCUCCUCCAGGAAUCUGAGAAACCUGGGGUUUGUCCACUUGUCUUCUGGUGAAGAUCCUCUUCAGCCGCUGACUGACAACGCCGAAUUUGACUUGCAAGCUGAAAACCAAGCAAUCCAGCUCCUGUUAGGCAGCUCCGAUAUUCCUCCUGUAGGUCUUUCCGAUGGCACUCCUUUGGAAUUGAUCUCCCUCGGGAGCGAAGUGUAUGGCAGUGAACUGAACGAUCCCCACUACGACCAGAGCCUCUUAGAGAACUUGUUCUACACGGCUCAGAAGUCCGAUAGCAGCUUAAGCGACUUCCUCAGCGACGAGGAGGAUCCUGGUUCCUGUGAAAAAUCCAGCAAACGCCAGAGGUCACGUCACGCAUCGGAGUCCAGCUCCCCAGGGCAGAAAGGGAAGGCCGUGGAGACGAAAGCCAGUUCUCCAGCGCGCCCUUUCUCCCUUCCCGAGCCGUCUGCAGAACCUGCGGGAGAAGAAACGUGCGCCAUCAACUUGAGCGUCGACAGGUUGGCCGUGCUGGGUCGGAUCCAUUUAGCCCGCGUGGUGAUCGAGAGCUUGAAGGUCCCUCCGGAAGGCAGCUCUCAGAACACCCCCGGCAAAAAAAGCUCCGCGGGGAAACCCCCCAAGCUGGCGUCAGCUCAAAAAAGGACGUUCUUUGUCGAGUACCACUUUCCAGUGAAAGCCACAAAGAACGGAAUAGGGCAGGUCGCUGUAACAACAGAAAUCAUUCGGGUAGCUUCGAGCAAAAUCUCCAACGAAGUGGUGAAAUUUCAGCAGCGCUACGUGUUCCCUGUUCACUUCGGCGGGACGAUGAUCACCCACUGGUGGAAUUCGGACCUUGUGUUUAAUAUCUACUUGAAAAAAGGCGCCCAAAGGAAGCCGCUGCUGAUGGGCUCUGCCACUUUACCUCUGCGAGACGUCGUUCAGUCGGAGCGCCUAACCGCCAGUCGUGAGUUGACGGUGGAAGAAGAAAGUGGUUCGUCUCAGCUGGGACCCUUAAAGGUAUCGCUGGAGCUCGCCGCUGACAACAAAGACUUCUCCAGCGCCAAUAGCAGGCCAGCAAACGUGAUAUCGAAAGCCCCAAUCUACUCCAUAACGAGCCCCGGGGUGAAGUUGCAAGAGGCCCCCGAGGACAUCACGCCCGUCCAAAGCCCUCGGCUCUCGCAGCCCAGCAGCUGCCAGUUCCGCACGAGGAUCCACGAGGCUUUGCCCCCGGCUUCAAAGAACCUCAGCGUGGGUGCGCAGCAGCAGCCGGUGCCAACUCCUGUGUCCCGUAGCCUUCUGGCCCAGAUGGAUUCGUCGGAAGAGGAGGGUUUGCUGCUCCACGUCCUGCUGAUGGUGCCGGAAGGGAAGGACUUUAUCCCCAGGGAUGCUGGGCUCCACGGCUCUUGCAACGUGUACUUGAACUGCAAGCUCUUCAGCACGGAGGAAGCGACGAGGUCAGCCGUCAUGUGGGGCACGAGGCAGCCGACGUUCUGUUUUUCUCAGGUAACGCCGAUUUCCCUGACCUCCAAGCACCUGGAGAGACUGAAGAACAACAUCAUGGUCAUAGAAGCCUGGAAUAAGAGGCCCAGCCCGGGGGGAGACCAGCUGCUGGGGCUGGCGAAGCUUCCGUUGCAUCAGUUCUAUGUGUCAUUCAAAGACCCCAAGAUCUCCGCCCUGCUGCUCCAGGCUCAGUAUCCGGUGGUUGCCAUGGACGGCUCUUUGCCCGUGACGGACGUCUUCACCGGCCACAAGAACGGGAGCCUGAAGGUCCUUCUGGCCAUGGGCUCGGCGGACCAGAUCGCGGCCCUGCAGAGGCUGAAAGAUGAAGAAGGCACCCUGCCGCCCAGCAUGCAGCGCUCUGCGCAUGCUCUGGACCCCCCGGCGACUCCUCUUCCAAAGCUGUCGACGAGAGGAGAAGAAGGACUCAUGGAGCACGUCUUCGAGGUCCACAUCGAGAGCGUGAAAGGCCUCACCCCCCUCCAGUCCACAGUCUGGGGAGAGGCUGACUGUUACGUGCAGUACCAUUUCCCGGUCCAGGAGUCAGAGACCAGCGUGCUGCGUGGGACAGAAGUGUACGAAAGCGGGCUUAGGCUGAAGCCGUUCCGCUCAGCAACCACUCUCUGCAUCCCAGACCCCGUCUUCAAUGACGAGCGUCACCACUCCUUGCUGGCCCCGGCAGACGUGCCAGUCCAGAGGCUGCUGCUCAGUGCGUUCUCCGCCCAGGGGCUUGCUGGAGGAGGAGGGAUCCAGUUUGAAAUCUGGUGCAGGUAUUACUACCCUAAUGUCCGAGACCAGAUGGUCGCCAGGGGGACCUUGUCGCUGUCACGCCUGUGCGCCAUGGUGACCAUGCAGCGGCGAGAAGAAGUGGGGAUCCAGACCUUUAGCCUACCCUUGAUCCCCAGGACCGACGGCUCAGCGCAGCCCAAAUCCUCAGGUCUGCUGGACGUGAGCAUAAAGUACCGAUGCUCCCUCAAAGCUGCCGAAGGGGUCCUGGCGGCUCAGGCGGUUUCCAUUUCCAUUCAAAUACACCGAGCGUCUGGUUUGCAAGCAGCUGCCAGGGCCUUGGCAGAGAAGACCCCUUCGCUGCAGUACAGCGCGGAUGUCGGAGUGAACGCCUACGUGACGGCGCACCUCCCGUUCCUCCCCGAAGGGGAGAGGCGCAGCACGCGGACGGUGGCCCGGACUUUCUGCCCCGAGUUCGAGCACCAUACCGAGUUCCCCUGCAAUCUCGUGGUCCGGAGAAGCAGCGGCGAAGCGUGCUGCCUGGGGGAGCUCUUGCAGUACUCCGAGGCCGUCUUCUCCGUCUUCCACCAGAACUUGAAUUCAGCUCCCAGGACAUCACAAGCUCAGGCUUCCAGAGAUUACCUCCUGGGAACUGUCAAAGUGCCCACCAGGGAGCUGUUAAUGAGAAGAUCAGGCAUUCGAGGCUGGUACCCGCUAAGCCUCCCAGAGGACCUGGCCCCUUCUCAUCGCGCCAACGUCGUUCAAACCGUCGUUGGAGGCCUGGAGCUUUCCGUGAGCUUCGCCCGCCCCGUGGACCGAGAACGCGUCCUGGAGGCUGCCGCCCUCCUGGGCUGGAGCUGGGAGGAAAGCCUCGGGGAAAACUGCCAGGACGACAGCGACUCUCCCCCACCCCCGGGUCCUGCCUUGGUGACCGUUUCAAUCCCUAGACUGUGGCUGCCGGUGCACUGCGUGUUGCUCGCGGGGCAGGCGCAGAUCCACAGAAGCACCUGUUGCUACCUCCGCUACAAGCUGUACGACCGGGAAGCCACGUGGACGUCUCUCAGGAGGCCCAGGCUGGCCGAAGACCAGAAGCAGGUGACUUUGACCUAUAAGAGCAAGCGGGCGGAGCUGACCAGGAGCCCAGCGCUGUUGUGGUAUUUCAGAGAGGAGAGGCUGGAGUUCCAGGUGUGGCGGGCCUAUGGGAACGAAAGGCACGCGGAAAGGCCGCUGGACACGGAUCGCCUGAUCGGGUCGGCGUACGUGGACCUGGCAGCGCUUGCGGGCGAUUCAGGAAGCACGAGAACAGUCAGUGGAGUCUACCCCUUGUUCCGGCGCAACGCUUCGAACCUGUGGGGAGCUGCCGUGCGAAUUCACAUCGCGCUUGCGGUCACCGCCCCCCGCGGGCUUGAGCCUGCAGAACACGGCGGCAGUAGCAGCAGUGAGGGCGAAGAAGGAAAGAAGGUGCUCGUGACCAGCCAGCAAGACUCAAAAUCUCACGGCCGCAAGCCGGAUCCUUCGGUCGUGGGGACCCUCGCUGAGAAAUCCUCUGAGGAGUCUGCUGCUGCUGCUGCAGUGGACCCCCAGAAGACGUUUGCUGUGAGCAUCCUUGUGGAAAGAGCCAUGCACUUAAGCCUGAAAGGAAGCCCCCUCACCGAGCGCGGAGUGGCCGCUCCCAGCAGCUGCGUAUCGUUCGUGACCACCGACCCAGACAACCCUGUCACCUCGGAAGUCGUGGAAAAAACAGACUCACCCAUUUGGGAUUUUCAGCAGCAGACCAGGCUCUCCAACGAACUCCUUCUAGACCCCCAGCAAACCCUCGUCUUCAAAGUGUGGCACAAAGCAGAUGUUGAACGCGUGAUCGGCUUUGCAUCGGUCGACCUCUCCCCCCUCCUCUCGGGCUUCCAGCUAGUCUGCGGCUGGUACAACAUCACCGAUUUCAGCGGGCAGUGCCGGGGACAGCUCAAAGUCGCCGUUUCUCCCCUGGAAAGCAUCAUUCAUCUCAAAGAAGAAAGGCAGGCGAGAAGCCGCUCAAAGGCCCCCGAUUCAGCUAUCCCGGCAACGAGCCCCUUUGCCUUCCAGGCGAGGGACUUGUGUGGAGUGUUCCCCACCUUUUCCACGAGAGGCACAGAAGAACUCUUCCACCCUUUGUCAAAGGGCACCGAGGCCGGCAAUCGUGAGAGGACUGGGUCCUCCAUUUCCUCCCUGCCUCGCCACGAAGAACACGUGCAGAACAUCCGCAGGUUCCACGAGUCUUUGCAGCAGGCGGAAGGGAACGCGCACCAAGCUGGCAGGCUGGAUUCCCUCUCCCAGUCCUCGCGCACUUCGCUUCUCCAGGCUCUCAGGAAAAACCUGAGCGAGCUGGAUGAAAUCCAGAGGUACUUCAGUCAAAAGCUAAGCAGGUCUUUCUCUGACAUGGGUGCACCAGGCAGAAACACGGAUGGACCUAGCGGCAGACACCCAAGUCCUGCCUUCCGGGCGGCAGACCCCGAAGGGCAGCAUCUGCUGGAGAAGUCUCACCGUCUGGUGUCUCAAGUCAGCAACCUCAUCAAUGGCCUCAACAACGAUGUCAGAAGAGACGCCCCAGAACCUUCAGACGCUCACGAGGUGUUCUCUUCGCGUCUGCCUGCCCUCGCGGACCAGAGAGAGGGAGCAGCCAGGGCCUCUGACGGGCCCAGAGACUUCCUGAGGAACGACGCCUCAAGCAGCCGCGCGGACGAAGGGCCGCUCUUCUCUCUGGCAAAGGCCCCCCGCGCACAGGGCAUGUUGUACGAAUUCCUCGGUCCAGCCAGCUCCCCCGGCGAGCCUCCUUUAGCCCCACGCUCCAGCCCAGCGGCGGAAGAGGUUGCCGAGUCCCACAGCGAGGAUGACUACGAAGAGGACAUCAUCGAGCCAAGGACGCUAAACGAAAUCACCACCGUGACGGACAAAACCAGCCCCUGGUCCAGCCUCAGCUCCGAAGGAGAGCAGGAUCGUGGCCAGGGAACCAUAGAAACAAGGGACGCCGGUUGGCCGGAAGCUUUACUCGCAGGGGAGCGGGCCCGAAGCAGCUCCUUGUCCAGCCUCCCCCAGGAAGACACCCUGAGCGUCCCCAGCACUGCCCGAUCGGGCACCGGCCCCUCCGGAGAAGAAGGGGGCGAUGAAUGCACAGGGAGGCCAAAACGCAGAGGCGAUAUUGAAGACCCGCUCCGGUCCGCACCGGCCUUAAAUAUCGAUUGCUCGAGUGAUGCACUUCCGGGAGAAGAAGAGACGGUUCAGGAAGGAGCCCUGGCCAACCCGGCCAAAGAGGCUGGAGUCGAAUCGCCAGCUUUUUCGGGCGGGGAAGACUUUGCUCUGGAAAGCGCUGCUGCCCCAGAGGGGGAGGAGGGACGGGAGGUGUUACGUUCCGACUCCCAACAUAAGGAAGUGGCUGGUUCUGAGGAGGAGGAGCACCGGCACUCCCCUGAGUCGUCAGAAGCUGCGCAGCAUCCAGACAGCCACUCCGAUGAGGGUGACCGCGAUCUGCAGGAGGACUCCAGGGAACCUCCGCAGCUCAGAGCGGCGCUGUAUCCUUUUUCACCUUAUUAA
This is a messenger RNA of Heteronotia binoei (common prickly gecko), 6837 nucleotides long. RefSeq names its product C2 domain containing 3 centriole elongation regulator (gene C2CD3). The record is from RefSeq and is a predicted model, not a curated record. Lineage: Eukaryota; Metazoa; Chordata; Lepidosauria; Squamata; Gekkonidae. Gene Ontology annotation, cellular component: centriolar satellite; centriole. Gene Ontology annotation, biological process: cilium assembly; centriole elongation. The transcript has 31 exons. Bases 1 to 6837 code for a protein of 2278 amino acids.